CGGCCGACACACCGGACUGGCGGAGGCGUCCCAGGAGACCCAAUCUCGCCCUUCCACGCGCGCACACAGCUCCCAUGCGACAAGACCGCAGCGAGCACCGGCGCCCCGAGUCGCGGAUAGAAGCCUGCCUCGGCACGCAGCGGACAAGCCCUCGGAGACGACGAAUCGACGAGAACACGAGAUGAGACUCGCACGGCGGCGGAGACGCGAGGCGACGUACCGCGUCGACACCAGGCAAGUCCACAGCUCACGUCCCGCCCCGACUCGUGCUCAUAACCCCUUCUGUAGGCUUGCGAUCCGCUGUCUCUCGAGCCUGAAUGUCGCCGUGAAGGCCCGUCCGCGCCCACGUCGCAGGUGCGGAAAGACCGCGCAGAGACGACCCCUCGAUGCUUGCGGGACCGGCAGCGUCGAUACUAUUGAGGUAGGGUCCCAAUCAUCUUCGCAUUGAUUUGUGCUCACCAGGCUCCCACAGCGCCUGUGUUUCGACCUCGCCCAAUGAUGUUUACUCUCGGGAAUAUCAAUUUCGCAGAUCUCGCGAAGCUGCAGAGCGCUCCCGCACACGCAUCCGUCCUCGUACGAGAAGACUGCGGUGGCACACAAUACACCAGCGUCCCGAGUCGUGUACGAAAGGCUUCCUUUGCGCAUCGAGAAGGCCGGUCUCGUUGACACCAAUCAGGUUCGUCU
Trametes versicolor FP-101664 SS1 is the source of this 684-nucleotide messenger RNA. RefSeq lists its product as uncharacterized. Lineage: Eukaryota; Fungi; Basidiomycota; Agaricomycetes; Polyporales; Polyporaceae. The transcript is spliced from 4 exons. Bases 496 to 666 code for a protein of 56 amino acids. The record is from RefSeq and is a predicted model, not a curated record.